Ictalurus punctatus (channel catfish) is the source of this 4659-nucleotide messenger RNA. It is a transcript of the gene etaa1b, whose product is annotated as ETAA1 activator of ATR kinase b. NCBI's taxonomy places the organism in Eukaryota, Metazoa, Chordata, Actinopteri, Siluriformes, Ictaluridae. The record is from RefSeq and is a predicted model, not a curated record. Bases 418 to 2301 code for a protein of 627 amino acids. The transcript is spliced from 6 exons.
GAAAGACUUCCGCAUAGGAUACACCUGUCUAUCCUCGCUUCUAGAUCCUCUGGAAACUUCCUCACUCCUCGUGGUGCAAUUAGAGAAUGUCCUUCAAGAUGUCCUUCAAGAUGGUUGAUCAAUUUCCGGGUCACGAGCUGGAGGACGGAGGAGCGAUGAAACGGGGAAGCACCCACGAGCCUUGUUCAAGGAUAGUUUAUGAUCACGUAUUAUCUCGCGAGUAGCUACAAGCUUGGUGCGGACCAACCAGAGACGUGAAAUCAUACGACGCGCUGGAAACAUGGCCGCGCGGUGAGUGGAUAGUGAUACCACAACAAAGCUAGAUAGCUCAUUAAAUAAUAAGUAACAAAAACUUAAACUCACUGAAUCGAGUGUUUAAUAUUAACAUUGUGCAGUGUAUGUCUGUAAUUACUAAACAUGACAGACAAGCAUACCAUCGAUACCCGACCUACAGCAGAUGAGACCAAAGAAAUUCGGAGCCGAGUUUUUAAGCUUUCCCAGAACAAAUUUCAAACAAAUAAUAAAUCUGGACGGAAACCAACACGCUCUCCAUCAUCGAGUGUCUCGCUGUAUUAUGGAAAAGAUGUGGGGACCCAAAAACAUAGAUCAAGGAUCAGAUUUAAUGGUUGCAGCAGUGGUGAUUCCCAAAGUGAGGCAGAAGCUCUACAGGACAUCAUCUGGGAUCCUGCUUCACCACCUCCAGUGAGGAAUGGAAAAGGAGCAGCAGAAAGUGUCAGAGUUGUGGAGAUAUCUGAGAUUGUCAACAGAAUUGCACCUAAUGAUGAGAAGUCUGUGGAUAAAGAUUCAGUGCUUCAGUGGAUUGGAGAUACUGCUGUUCCUUGCACUCCAGAGAUUCAGCAACCCAGAGUUCGGAGGUGCUCAGCACGUCGGCAAAGUAACAAUGUUGAGGACCUGAUGAAACUGGCUAAGCAGUUUGACCUUAACAUGACCCGCCAACACAAAGAAAGGAUUCUUGAGAGUCUGCAGAAUAGUGGGGGAACAAAUUGUAAGGACUUGCACAAGCUCAACAAACUCACUGCCACCCACCCAGAAUCGCAGAGUAAUGGGGCUUCUGCUGGUGAAGCCAAAGGACUAAGCCAUGAGGAGGAGCUGCAUGCUCUGUUUGAUGGACCAACCCAGUACUUGAGUGGGAGACUAAGCCCUCCAUCACCUAACUGUUCACAGGAGAGCAGGACUGAAAAAACAGCUACUCAUGGAAUGAGACCAACCACUUCAGACAGCAAGAAUCUCCUUUAUGAUGCUCAGGUGUCAAAACCAGCCUUUGAUGAUGACUGGGAGAAUGAUGAUCUUCUCAGUGACUUGUUUGUGCUAGAGGUGACUCAGAACCCUUGGAAUAUGAGCUCCUGUACAGCAAAGACCAGUAGUCAGAUUGGGUCUGCUGCUUCUAUAAAAUGUGAACCUAUAAUGGUAGCCAGUUCCUCUGAAUCAAGCACCAGAGCUGGUUUACCUCAGUGUCACCAGAUUACCAGUUAUUACACUAGGUUUUCUUCAAAAAUUAGCACCAGUCUUAGUACUUUCAGGUCAGAUGAUCCUGUCCAGUCUGUUGCAAUUAAGCAACUUCCAAAAACUAGCCCUGAUUCAAUCAACACAGAUAGAAAGCAGAAGAUAGUUAUGACCAAUGUUGACCCCGGAGCCAAAGAUUUAGCCAGUUCAGCUGUAGCAUCAGGGAAGGACUUGGUCUCUGUGUGGGGUGAAGAUGAUGAUGAUGAUGAUGAUGAUGAUGAUGAUCUGCUUUAUCAGGCCUGUCAUGACCUGGAGCAAAUCUCAUCCAGUCAAGAGCAGCAAAAAGACAAGAAUAUAACCAAGCCCUUAUGUUCCUCACCUGAAGUACUUCCAACCAUCACUACUAGUUCUUCAAGCAUGAGUAGAAACAGCAGAACAGUUCAAUCUCAGGAUCCAAUGAGCUACAAACAGCCUGUGUGUGUUUUUUCAUGCUCACAUUCAAUACCGGGUGCUUCGGGUGUUCAUGGAAACAAGCAAAACUUGUAUGAAUCAGCUAGUGCUUCUCAAGUAAACGACGAUCCUAAAAACAGCAGGCAGCAGUACCAUUUCACUCAGCUGAGUCCUCAGCCUGUUACAGGACUGUCUGGAGAAAACUCCCAUUAUUCCAUAUUCAAGAGGCAUCAGUCUGACCCAGGGGCAUUGAGAAACAAAGUGUUUAUUGCAGCACAACCAGCAGUGAAGUGCUCUGCUGCUGAAAUUGAGAGGAAGAAGCAGGAGGCUAUAGCAAGGAGGAAAUUGCGACUGCAAGCCACUCAGAAGUCUGGUGCUCCCACAUAACCCUCCACAGAGGAGCCUGACGUCUUAAAAUGAAUAUCUGCCCUCUGACAUCUAAUGGAAUAACUUUAGCUCUCUGAUUCUGUGUAACCGUCUUUUGCCAUUUGACCUUUUUGCCCCCAAUUAUUUCAAUUGCUCCACAUUAAACCACCAGCAUAUUUCGUCAUUAUAUGCUGCUAGUUUGUGUGAAAAUACUAAUCAACCUUUUUUUUUUUUUUUUUUUUUUUUUAAAUAGUGUUCUAGAAAAUGUUCUCUAAUUUCUUGUCCAUAUAAUUUCAUCAACAUAAUGAGACAAAAGAGCAGUUAUGAAUCAUUAAGAAAUGCAGUUCCCUCUGAAACUAUUGGAAAUGGCAAGGCCAAUUCAUUUUUAUUUUAUUUAUUUUUUUGCUGUAGACAUUUGGGUUUGAUAUGAAAAUAUUAAUAUGAGAAGAGAGCUUAGAAUUUCAGCUUUUAUUUCCUGGUAUUUAUACAUAGAUGUGUUAAACAGAAAAGAAUAUAGCACAUUUUGUAUCAGACCACCCAAUUUGUAGGCGAGCAAAAAUAUUGCGACAUGUGACUGACAGGUGUUUCUUGUUACCCAUGUGUGUCCUGUUAGAUUGGUUGUUUAAACAAUAAUUAGCUCUGAAUAUCUACUCUUGGUUUUAGCCUUCAGUUUCACCUGUGAAGACUGCAUGUGUUCUUAAAAAGGAUAAACCAACAUGAUCAGAGAGCUGUAUAUGGGUGAAAAGAAAGCCAUUUUGAAGCUGAGAAAAGAGGGAAAUCAAUCAGAGGCAUUGCACAAACAUUGGGUUUGCCAGUACAACAAUUUGUAAUGUCCUUAAAAAUAAAGAAACCACUGGUGUACUGUGCAACAGACAUCGAAUGGAUCAGCCAAUGAGAACAACAGCAGCUGAUGACAAACAUUGUAAGAGCUGUGAAGAAAAACCCAAAAGCAUCAUUUAGUGACCUCACCAACAACCUCCACAGGGCACUGGUAAACGUAUCACAAUCCACCGUUCGAAGAAGACUUUUAAAGCAGAAAUUUAGAGAUCAUAUCGCAAGAUGCAAACCACUCAUCAGCAGUAAGAAUCAGAAAGCCAGAUUGGAAUAUGCAAAGAAAUAGAGAUGAGUCACAAAGGUUCUGGAACCAAGAUUAACCUCUAUCAAAGUGAUGGAAAGGCCAAAGUGUGGAGAAAGAAAGUAUCUGUUCAUGAUCCAAAACAAACAAACUUGUCUGUCCAUGGUGGAGCUAGUGUCAUGGCUUGGGCUUGCAUGGCUGCUUCUGGAACAGGCUCUCUAAUCUUUAUUGAUGAUGUAACUCAUGAUGGUAGCAGCAAAAUUAAUUCAGAAGUUUACAGGAAGAUUUUGCCAAUUUGUAGGGAAAUGCAUCCAAAUUAAUCAGGAGGAACUUUAUCUUGCAGCAAGACAAUGAUUCAAAACACACUGCCAACUCAACAAAGGACAUUAACAGGGGAAAACAGUGGAACGUUUUAUACUGGACAAGUUAAUCAUCACCCCUUAACCCAACUCGGCAUGCAUUUCAGCUCCUGAAGAGCAGACUGAAGGGAGAAACCCCGCGAAACAAACAACAAAUGAAAGAAGCUAUGGUAAAAGCCUGGAAAAACAUCACAAUAGAAGAAACCAACAGUUCGGUGAGGUCAGUGAGUAGCAGGCUUGAUGCAGUAAUAGCAAGCAAGCAAUAUAUGCAACCAAAUAUUAAAUGUUCUUUACUUUAAUAUACACGCUCUAUCUGUUCCUAUACUUUUGCUUGCUUAAAAAUUGGGUGGUCUGAUAAACAUAGAUUUUGUAUGUUGUGUAAUACAUCUAGAUAUAAAUACCAGGAAAUAAAAGCUGCAGUCCUAAACUCUCACCUCAUAGCCAUCUUUUGAUCUCAAACCCAAAUAUCUUUGGUGUAUAGCACAAAGAAAUGAAUUGGUCUUGCCAUUCCAAUAGUUUCAGAGGGGACUGUAACUUGGAGAGGAAUGUGUAUAGUUUCUCUCCUGGAAUUGUUCAUCACUCUGGUUCUAUCUUUAGUGGCAGUAGAAACGUCUGUAAUUGUGAACUGAGUAUUGAACUUUUCUUGACUGGUUUUCUGUUGUCUUGUUUGUGUUCCAUCAAGGCUGCUUACUCUGUGGGUUGCCUGUGCAAAACUGUAAAUUUGAUUUGAUUUAGAUCAUUGCCAUGAUAAAAACUAUUUAAUUGCAUUCUUGUGAAAGGUGUACAGUAUUUUGAGCUCAAAUAAGAUAAUAUUUACAAGCUAACAGCACGCUGAGUUCAGGCUGUGAGAGUCAAAAGUGCCAUUCCACUUGUUUCCAUAAAGAAAAUGUGAAAUGAAGCAAAUCUGUGUGUACCAGUGCUCCUCAUAAAAUGUAUUUAAUCCAA